Baudoinia panamericana UAMH 10762 is the source of this 450-nucleotide messenger RNA. RefSeq lists its product as uncharacterized. The record is from RefSeq and is a predicted model, not a curated record. The transcript is spliced from 3 exons. NCBI's taxonomy places the organism in Eukaryota, Fungi, Ascomycota, Dothideomycetes, Mycosphaerellales, Teratosphaeriaceae. The coding region runs from base 1 to 450 and encodes 149 amino acids.
AUGGCAGGACGGAACAUGUCGCAUGAAGAGGUCUGGGACGACUCAGCCCUCGUUACGUCCUGGAACGAAGCACUCGAUGAGUACAAAAAGUAUCAUAGCAUUGCCGUCAAAGGCCAGAGUGUCGAGGAUAUGUUCGACGAGGCAGAGCGGAUCCAGCAGCUGAAUGGGUAUACGAAUGCCAUAGCUGAGAUUGACCGUCCAAAGCUGGCACAACACAGCGCAGAAGCAGCCACGGCGGCACAACCCAAAUCGUCCGAUGUCAAGUCAGGAACUGGCGCCGGUCAGGAGAAGCCGACUGCACAGUCUGCCGCCCUGCCUAACGCGUUACUCGGUAGCGUCCAAGAUGAAGGUCUGAAGAACAUCAUGAUGAGCUGGUACUACGCUGGCUAUUACACUGGGCUCUAUGAAGGACAGCAGAAAGCCUAUUCUGCUAUGCAGCAGGGCGUAUGA